Lycium ferocissimum is the source of this 756-nucleotide messenger RNA. RefSeq names its product peroxisomal membrane protein PMP22-like. The record is from RefSeq and is a predicted model, not a curated record. Gene Ontology annotation, cellular component: membrane; cytoplasm. Lineage: Eukaryota; Viridiplantae; Streptophyta; Magnoliopsida; Solanales; Solanaceae.
AAAGAACAAAAUGGGGUCAAUUGCUAAAAAGGGGUUGCAAAAAUACUUGAUACAACUUCAGCAACACCCUUUAAGAACAAAGGCGAUAACAGCUGCAUUUUUGUCAGCGGUCAGUGAUAUAGUGUCUCAGAAGAUUACUGGCAUUAAGAGACUUCAAAUUAGACGCCUUCUUCUGAAAGUGCUUUUUGGCUUUGCCUAUCUUGGACCAUUCGGGCAUUUUUUUCACUUAUUCUUGGACAAACUUUUCAAGGGGAAGAAAGACACAACAAGCGUUGCAAAAAAGGUGGUUCUGGAACAAGUGACAUCUUCGCCUUGGAAUAACUUGCUUUUCAUGAUUUACUAUGGAUUAGUUAUCGAAAGUAGACCUUGGAUCCAGGUGAAGUCUAAUAUUAAGAGGGAAUAUCCAAAAGUGCAGUAUACGUCAUGGACGUUUUGGCCGGUUGUGGGUUGGAUUAAUCACCAGUAUGUGCCACUGCAGUUCCGAGUGAUCUUUCACAGCAUUGUGGCAUGUGGCUGGGGAAUUUUCUUGAAUCUACGUGCAAGAUCGAUGGCAUUAAAGAAAGCUUGAAAGUCUCAAAGUUGCAAAUUGGACAUGGCAAAAUGUUCAUGUGUAGUUCAAAGAUAAUAGGGCCUUUGCUUCUUUGAGCUCCGCCUAACCUGUAUGAGACGUUGCUCGUUUUCACUGUUCUUAGUUUGUUGUAUUUUUAUCUUUCUUUCUUUGGGUUUUUAUCUUCUUGAAUAUAUUAGGACAUUUUU